This is a messenger RNA of Colletotrichum phormii, 1113 nucleotides long. RefSeq lists its product as uncharacterized. The transcript has a single exon. Lineage: Eukaryota; Fungi; Ascomycota; Sordariomycetes; Glomerellales; Glomerellaceae. The record is from RefSeq and is a predicted model, not a curated record. The coding region runs from base 246 to 725 and encodes 159 amino acids.
GUUGGAGGAUUUGGGGAAGAGUCCAAGAGUCUGGGAGCUUUGAAAAGCGGAGUGGUGAGACGUUGGUAGUCCGUCGCGGCUGUGCGAGAAACUAGCGGGUUUGAUAGACACAGCCCGAGAGGUGGGUGGUGUGUGUAUGUGUGUGAGAGUGAGGGUUAGAGUGAGAGUGAGAUGAGUUAAUGAGGUGCUUGGUGGAAGCGCCGCCGGUCGUACUCGUGUGUGUUGUGGAGUGAGCUGUAGUAUGGAUGGGAAUGAUAAGAGAUGGCGAGAUGAUGGGCUCUCUCUGUCUCUCGGCUUGGUCGGGGGAAAAUGGAGUGAGCACUGAGAAGGAGACCAGAAAGAAUCAAACUUCAGAGUUCAGCUUGAGAUGUCAGGGGCUCCUCUCCGUGUUGGUUUCGCGUCUCAAAUACGCAGCUGUGCCGUCGAUCUCCAAUGUUGGAAUCCCUUAUUUGGAGGGGUCCAAGGGGGCGCGUUUGGUCGGCAGGGGUGGCAGGGGGAAUGGAGGGGUGAAGUGUGGUGUUUCGCGCUUCAGGUUUUGUGUUGGAAAAGUAAUAAAGAGAGACCGAUGGCAGACUCAAAGUGAGAGAGAAAGCGAGACGGGGAAAAGUGUAAUGAGGAACGGGCAGCAGGAACGCAACACAAUCUUGUCUGUUCCCCAGAAGGAAGCAACUGAUCCAGAAACGGUCCGUAACAAUGGAGCGGCAAGAGCGCAAGAAAGCGACUAGUGACUGCGAAUUCCUGAACCUCUGCUGAAUGAAUACAAUCUGAGAAGGUUUGAGCUGAGCUGGGGGCCAGGGUUGGUCGCGCGGGAGUGUCGUGUUGUGGUUAUGACUUUUUUUGGUGGGUAGAGAGGAUGGACGAGAGCUGAUGGUGGCGUGCCGAAUCGAGGGGCAAUGGCGCAGAGACUUUGGUCCCAAAGUUACCCAAAUGGCAGAUGGCGGCCGUGCUGUGAAUUAUUGGAUUAAUGCUGAGAUUACUUUGGGCUCUCGUCCGAACCGACUGAAGCUUUGCGCGUGCCGAACAGUUGGAUCUCUGGUCCACGGAUGAAGUUGGGAGAGAAAAAUUAUCAAGUAAGGUAGAGAUGAGUGUGGUUGAGAGCUGGCUGCACUGCAA